Messenger RNA from Lactuca saligna, 1194 nucleotides. The record is from the annotation of a GenBank genome assembly. NCBI's taxonomy places the organism in Eukaryota, Viridiplantae, Streptophyta, Magnoliopsida, Asterales, Asteraceae.
AUGGAAUGCUCUCUUCAGCAUUCCUUUCACAAGCUUUCUGAAAGAAUUACAGGGGUUGACUGUACAAGUAAGUUAUUCAUGUCCCUCAUUUAUGGUCUGUAUACAGGGAUGCAUAUAGAUUUUGGAGCAGUUCUAUGGGCUCAAGUGAUUCAAAGAACUAUCUCAACCUCUCAAUACAUUGAGAUCUCUUGUGCAAGGUUCUGGUCCCUAAUUGUUUGUAGGGCUAUCGAGAAACAUAACAUCCCAACAAUGCAAGAUGCCCUCUCUUUCUCCGUUUCUACCUUUCACACAACAGGGAUAAUUGUAGCGAAUACCUCAAAAUUCUCAUUCAUUGGAUCUAUUCCUGAAGUCAUGUUUUGGGAAGUUCCUGCAUCUACCAUUAUUCUAGACAGGUUUCAUAAACUUACACCUUCUGGGUUUAGGCCUCUCACACCUGAAAUGAAAGAAACCCUUGAUGCUGCUGAUAAACUGAAGAAGGGUGGUAAGGGAUCAAAUAAAGGAGUUAAGAAGCGAAGGAAACAACCGUCUCACAAACGCAAAACUCCUACACCAUCACCGAUAGAAGCGUUAGAUUCUGAAACGGAGUCAGAUAUUCGAAUUGAUGACAAUCAACCAAUUCGCAACGAGGAAGAAGAGCCUGCUUGUACUCGAGUUUCAACUGUGAACCCUGAACCCUUUGUUCACACUACAGAAGAUAUUACAAACCCAGAGGUAAAUCAAUCUGUUCCUUAUCCUCAUCCGUCUCCAAAAACAACCACAACCCCUAAUACAAUUUCUCCAUGUGCCUCUCCUGUUACUGUUGGAUUAAUGUCUAAGUCCAUAACUAUAGUUGUUACUUCAUCUCAACUUACUACUAUUCCUUGUUCCACACCAAUAUUAUCUGCUUCAACCGCACCACCUAUCAUUUCCACGAACCCUGAAGCCACGAUCAACGUAUUUGAUACGAGGGCCACAACUUCGUUCUUCUCUACCUUUGUUUCUUCUUCCAUCUGUUUGAUUCGCAAUGAUGAUCCAGAUAUGAUCUUUAGAGAUGAGGACGCUGAUGAUGAUCUUGCUGGAUUCACUUAUAGUCCAUUUCAGAUCAGGACUGAAAGUGAAGAUGAAGCCACUGUUUCCAAAGCGCAACUUAAGGCAAUUCAUGAGAAACUUGAUCAACUGGUUUUAGCCUCUAAGGCUUCUUCCUCUGACGCCUAA